UAAAUAUUUAAAUGGCAUCAACAUAUGCGAGGAAAGUCGGGUUCAGUGGUACAAACACUGUCCAUACUUUUAAGAGAGACACAACUACAACUCAGCCUAUCAUGGAUAUUAGACCAAAGGUCACAGCAGGGUUGAACACUACUCAUGGACUAAAGAAAUUAGAUGGGGGUAAUGAUUUGAAUUCACUCCUUGCUCAGGUUGCAACCUAUAAAUUCAAAGAUUACUUCCUUGACUUUGACAGACUUAGAAAAGGAUUUGUUUCAGAAACUAGAUUUAGAUCAGGACUAGGAAUGGUCAAUGUUGAAUUUACUGAGGAUGAUAUUAAGAAAUUGCUGAAUAAAUAUCAAGACUCAACUCGUGAAGUCAACUAUAGACAGUUCUGUGAAGAUGUAGAUAAGUACUUCAGAAAAGAAGCCUCUGCUACAGGCUCAGGGUCUUCCAAGUUUACCAGAGAAGAAGUUAAAGUGCUGACUGAUUCACUCAAAGAACUCAGGUCUGUCAUCAAAGCAAACAGAAUUUUGUUAAAGCCUACAUUCUCGAACUUCGACAGAACCAACAAGCAGAGGGUGACUGCCCAACAGUUCGCCAGAGUGCUCAAGCAGCUGAGCAUCAUGCCGUCCAUUGACGAGUUCGACCUGAUUUGCAGGAACUACUUUGACAAGGGGAAUACUCGGGAAGUCAAUUAUGUGAAAUUCUGCCAUGAUGUUGACAAGCCUGAGGAUAUGUUUGCUGAUCUAGGAAUUAAGAUUGAUAAAUAUGAGGAACAACCAAUCGAGCUUGGUUCAAGCAGUGUUCUUGGAAGAGCUACUAAAUCUAAUUUCUUUGCUGAUACUACAAAAGGAAUUAAUGUUCUUGAGAAUAGAUUUUCAAAGCCAACUAUUAAUCUCGCUAAUGACCCAAACGAUUGUGAAGAAAGAAUUCAAAAUCAAGUCGUUAUUAAAAGAGUUAGAAUUGGAGAAUUCUUCAGAGAUUAUGAUAAACUCAGAAAGGGAGAAGUCACUGCAAAUCAAUUCACCUCUGUUAUGAGAAUGCUUGAUUUCAACCUAUCUAAUGAAGAAUUUGAUUUUCUUACAGAGAAGUAUAAAACGGACACUGGAAUGGUCAAAUAUAGAGACUUUGUUGAGAACAUUGACCAAAUUUUCACCAUUAAGGGUAUUGAUAAGAUGCCAUCUGCUAAAGUUCCCCAGAUUGAUAAGAAAACUGUUUUAGCGAAAAGUAAAAAGCAUCUUGAAUUCGAUAAUGACGAGCAACAAAGCAUGUAUGAGAUAAUAGAGGCUUAUCAAAAUGUAGUAUCGACUAGAAGAUUGAACCUCAAGCCAAUAUUCCAAGAUUUUGAUAGAACUAAAUGUGGCCAUAUCACUAAGACUCAGUUCGUGAGAGUCCUCAAUCAGCUUGGAAUUGACCUAUCUCACGAAGUUCUGUCAAACCUACUCAAGAGAUAUAUGGAUAAAGGAAAUGCUGACGAAGUUAAUUACUUUGAAUUUAUCAAUGAUGUUGAUAGACCAGAGAACAUAUUCGGAGCUGGAAGAGACUUUAAUCACUCUUAUGACUAUUUCUCAGUCACUGAUCCAAGGAAGGUCGGUGCUCAAAUCGCUCAUCUUGAGCCGGAAGAUGUUGACGAUAUUCUUGCAAGAAUCAGGAAAGUUUGUAGUGAGAAAAGAAUUAGACUUGAAGAGUUCUUCAGAGAUUUUGAUAGACUAAGAUCUGGAAAUAUCACAAAGCCUCAAUUCAGAAUUGGAAUGAAUAUGGCUAAAAUUGAUCUAUCCACUUCUGAGUUUGAUCUUCUUUGUUCUCACUAUAACUCAAAGAAAAUAGGAAUGUUCAGAUGGAAAGAGUUCUGCGACAAUAUUGAUGAGAUCUUCACAAAGAAAGAGCUUGAGAAGGACGCCACAAUGCAAGUCACUAAGCCCUCUAUCAUGACUAAAUACGGAACUGUCAGUGCACCAAAGCAGGAUAAAUCAUUGGCUUCCAAAUUAGUUACAAGAUUCAAAGAGAAGCUUAGAAGGGAGAGAUUAGAUGCCAAGAGCUUCUUCCAAAGUUGGGAUAAGCAUAACAGAUUCAAAGUAUCUCCUAAACAAUUCAGACAAGUCCUUGCUACCUGUGGAUUUGACAUGACUGAUACUGAGAGUGAAGCCUUGUGCAAGAAUUACUGUAAUCAGGAUGGAGAGAUAGAGUACCUCAAUUUCUUAGCGGAUGCAAAUCCAGAAAUCUGUAUCGAGCUCGAAGAAACCAAGAGCAAGUAUAUGUCAAAGCAACGUAAAUUUGAUGGAGUUACUGCAUUUGACAGACUCAUGGAAAAAAUUAAGACUAUUGUCAAGAAAGGAAGGAUUAGACUCCUUGAUUUCUUCCAAGAUCAUGAUGCUCUACGUAAAGGAUAUGUUCCAUACAUGAAAUUCAAAGGUGUUUUGAGAGGACAAAACAUUGAGCUAACUGAUAAAGAGUAUGAAACAUUGAUUGAGAAGUUUUCCCUUCCAGAUGAUCCAAAUAUGAUUAACUACAUUGAUUUUAAUGAUGAUAUUGAGCUCAUUUUCACAAAGAAAGGAUUAGAGAAGGAGCCAACAACUCAAGUUCAAGAGUUUAAAAUUCCAUCCCUUAUUGAUCCAGAUGAUGUUCUGACUGAUGAUGAAGAAAAGGUUCUUGAAGAAUGCCUCCAAAGAAUUGGAUUUGAGACAAAGAACAGAAGACUGCUCAUCAAGCCAUUUAUUCAAGACAAAGAUAAAAUCCGUAGAGGAAUUGUAGCAAAUUCAAGAUUCAGAUCAAUUUUCGAUUUCCUCAAGCUCUAUAUUACAGAUGAAGAAUAUAAAAUAAUUAAUAAGAGGUUUGUUGGAGGAGCCCCUGACGAGAUCAAUUAUAUCGACUUUGACAACGUACUGAAGAGAUACUCAGGAGAUGAUGUUCCAUUUUAGCUAAAGAUAAUCCAGAUAAAUGCUGUUAAAUUCA
Messenger RNA from Moneuplotes crassus, 2940 nucleotides. The record is from the annotation of a GenBank genome assembly. Lineage: Eukaryota; Ciliophora; Spirotrichea; Euplotida; Euplotidae.